CCUUGUUGUUGUUCUUAUCCACAACUUACACCAAAAUGUCCCGCAAAGCAGGGCUGUACGAGGACCUCAAGUUCUACGUGCAGUCUGCACAGCGCGACGCAGUCGAGGUCGACCGAGACAUCAAGCUCAUCGAGCGCAGCGAAGGCGAGGUCGUCGAUACGCCGUACGACGCAGACCUGAUCAUUGUCGAGACGCCACUCGCACAGAAGUGGUCCGCGAAAGCCUGCUACCGGUACGACUUCACCAACCCACACCGACACCGCAAGGGCAAGUGGACCGCCGAGCAGCUCAUCUACACGUUCGGCAUGGGCGAGCCGCGCAAGGGCCGCGCCGUGCUGCUGCAGGGCUGGCUGCGCAACGGGUUCACGCUCAUGGGCGAGGCGCAGAUCGGGCGCACGUACAGCGGGUGGCUGGUCCGCGGGCGUAAUGUGACAGGCUUUGAGUUUGUCGUCGACGACGAGCCGAAGAAGAAGAAGGUCAAGCGGCGCGACUCUCGGCCGCGGCGCAGGAGUAGGAAGAGCAGCGAUAGCGACAGUGACAGCGAGUCGGACGGCUCGGCGAGCUAUCGUAGCGGGAAGAGCAGUUCGAGUGGCGGCAGCAGCAAGAGCGACUCGGAGCCAGAGCUCAUCCGCGGGUCGUCGGCGAGCCGCUCGCCGUCGCCGCCUGCGCGAUCACGGCGCGCGAGCCAGCUUGCGUCCGGGAGCGGGCGCGCGAGCCAGCAGGCGUCGGCGAGCCAGCCAGGCAGCCGGCCCAGGUCGCUGCACGUGUCGCCGGCCAAGGUCGCGUCGCCCGCUGCAACGCAGCCGCGCCGGCGUAUCGUCGUGUCCGACGGCGAGGAGGACAAGGCGAGCUCUGAGCCGGAGGACGACGAUCCUUGGUUCGAGCCGAUGGACGUGGACAUCGAGCUGGCGUCAUCUCCCGUCCUCAAGCCGCGGGCGUCACGCAACGCCCCCUCGAGCGCGUCGCCAGUGCUCAAGCCCCGGUCGCAGCCUGUCCCUGCUUCACGCAGCGCGUCACCGGUCCUCAAACCCCGCUCGCAGCUACGCCCGCCGUCCCCCGUGGCAUCGCCGGCGCCAUCACAGCCCCGCAGCGGAAUCUUUGCGCAGGGCAGGCGAUACCCGUACACUUUCUACCUGGCCGACGGGCACAAGCUCCUCGAGACAAUCAUCGAGAUGGAGGGCGGCGAGCUCGUCCCCCUCGACGAGGCUCCAAUCGUACUUCUUCCCCUUGGAGUCGGCGAGGCGGCCACCGACACGCACACCGUGACCUCCCCGCUCGCCCGCGUGCUCUCGGACGACUGGGUGUGGGACAGCGUCAAGGCGCACCCCCCGCGCCUGCUCGACCUGAACGACUACACUGUGCCCCUGCGCGCUGUAGCCAAGCGGCGCUUAAGUCCGUCGCCGUCGCCCGAGGCGCCGUUGAAGCGGGCGCGCGGCGUUGCCAGCCCGGCAUCCGUGUCGUCCAGAGAUACGCCCCGCGCUACUCGCUCAAGAUCCGACGUGCCGCCGACGCUGCUGUCCCGCGCUACGAGGCGUGCAGCAGCCACGGCCAUGCCACCCCCGCCCGUGCCGUCCCGCCCUGCGACGCCUGCGUCACAGCCUGAGUGUGCGCGCUCAAGAUCUGUCAAGCCAGAGGUGGAGCUGCUUUCGCGCGGUGCGUCCCGCGCGCCGUCAGCCAAACCUGCCACACGCCGCGUGAAGAAACGCACGCCGACCCCGGAGCCAGAGAGCGAUAGCGAUAGCGACAGCGACGCCUGGAUCGAGCCCGUCAUCACCAUUGACGACGUGGAUACGGACGACGAGGACACGUUUAUUCGGCUGGUGCGCAACCUGCGCAGCUGGAACGGCAAGGGCACGAAGCAGGCGUACAUUGAGGGUCUGGGCCGAAAGGGUCUCGUUGCUGGCGCCACAGAGCUCUACUAUGACAAGUAUGGCGUGCUGGUCGACAACAACGUCCCCGGGCUGAAGAGAGACAAGGGGGAGAAGGUCGACAAGGGGAAGCAGGUUGCAGGUGGCCGUCGGACCCGAGGCCAGCAGGCGGAGAGCGAGGACGAGGAGGAUUUCAAGCCAAGCGCUUCACGAUGGGGCAAGCCCAACGGAGGCGGCUUUUCCAUCCUCGGCAACGCGUCGGCUGCGGCGCAUGCACGCUGGGCAAGAGUUCGCAGCAAGGCCAACAACGACGCAGACGGCAGCGAAGAGGAUGAGGAGAAACCCGAUGCCAACGACGACGCAGACGGUAGCGAGGAGGACGGGGAGAAGCUGAGCGAUGACGAACCUCAGCCAAAGCGCCCCUCGGUGUCAAAAUCAGCGUCACCAGUGAAGCCAGAUUCCCGCGUUGCAUCGAAAUCGCCGGUGAAGAAUGGUUCGCCUGCCAAGCCCGCGUCCCCCGACAUUGCCAAGUCCAAGUCGCCAGUGAAGAGCGCAUCGCCCGUGAAGAACGCGUCGCCUGCAAAGGACGACACGCCAGCGAAAAGCCGAUCGCCCGACAAGAGCAGGUCCCCGGUGAAGCGCCCCUCGCCGUCGCCGUCUGCCAAUGGGGACGACAACACGGACGCGGAGAGAGUGGAAGUGGAGGAGCCCCGGGAAGGCGAUGAGAGAGGUGAGGAGGAGAUCCUGGAGGUUGAUGAGAGAGUGGAAGAGGAAGAGGAAGCGCUUCGUGAAGACGGUGCAGAGGAGGAGGAUGAGCGUCGGGAUGAAGCGUCCGAGGACGACGACAGGCCCCACGAGGAUGAGCCACAAGUCGACGCCGAGGAUGACGAUGACGGUGAGCCUGAUGCCGUCAACCAGCCCGAGGAGGACGAGCCUGAUGUGGACGACAAGCCUGAUGAGGUCGAUCCCGAUGACGAGAACAAGGCCGACGAGGGCGCAGCCGACGACGACAAGCCAGAGGAGAACGAAGCUGAAGACGCCGACGCCAACUCCGACGACGAGGUGCCCAACAACACCGACAACGCGAUCGAGGUUCUGGAAACCGACACCGCCGACGAUACCGACAUUGAGAUCACGGGAGCUGCGGCAGCCCCGGCCCCACCUGAACCCAGGGUGAACACGCAGAACGUGGUGCAGAGAAAGAAGAAGCGCAAAAGGAAGUCGUCAACGGGCAAGACGGAGCCGAAGAAGCGCAAGAAGAAGGCAAAGAAGCCGAAGCGGGAGUCGACGGUGAAGCGGGAAGUAACAGUGAAGCGAGAGGUGACGGUGAAGCGGGAGACGACAGUCAAGGCGGAGGCAGCGACGCCGCGGCGAGUCAAGGUGGAGGGGGCAUAGGCAUAGAGGGGGCGUCGGGAGGUCAGUCUCCAGUGAAGCCCAGUAGCAACAGUUGCGUCAACCAGUAACACCCUAUCCCAUUUGUCUUGACGAGAUACUUUAUAGAAAGCAUGUAGCUGUCGAGUUGGUG
Vanrija pseudolonga is the source of this 3393-nucleotide messenger RNA. RefSeq lists its product as uncharacterized. The coding region runs from base 36 to 3263 and encodes 1075 amino acids. NCBI's taxonomy places the organism in Eukaryota, Fungi, Basidiomycota, Tremellomycetes, Trichosporonales, Trichosporonaceae. The record is from RefSeq and is a predicted model, not a curated record. The transcript is spliced from 7 exons.